Molecule: messenger RNA, 2151 nt
Organism: Clarias gariepinus (North African catfish)
Lineage: Eukaryota; Metazoa; Chordata; Actinopteri; Siluriformes; Clariidae
Gene: cacnb2b
Product: calcium channel, voltage-dependent, beta 2b
Exons: 14
Coding region: 183-2000 (605 amino acids)
Biological process (GO): regulation of voltage-gated calcium channel activity; calcium ion transmembrane transport; neuromuscular junction development
Cellular component (GO): voltage-gated calcium channel complex
Molecular function (GO): high voltage-gated calcium channel activity; protein binding
Source: RefSeq, a predicted model, not a curated record
AAACAAUGAUCACUAAACACAGGAACAAGCCUUGCUUUAGCAUGGACAUCUAAAUAAUUUGGUCAUCUGUUCUAGAUAGGGGUGGAUUAAAAAGGAUCUCAUGUACUUUCUUGGAUGAAAUUGUAAACAGUUCUCUUGUGUAUUAGUCGUGGAGGGACAAGCAGCGAACAAGUGUAGUCGGUAUGCCACCCAAGAAAAAGGGUUCGGCGGACCGUCAGGACUCAGGGGCCACUGAGGAGAAAGAAAAGAAUGCUCAGGUCCAGCUGGAGAAGGCCAAGUCAAAACCUGUUGCAUUUGCUGUACGUACAAACUACACUUACACCCCUGCCGAUGAUGACAACAUUCCUAUCCCAGGGCAUGGAGUUGCCUUUGAGGCUAAAGAUUUCCUGCAUGUUAAAGAGAAAUUCAAUAAUGACUGGUGGAUUGGCCGGCUGGUGAAAGAAGGUGGAGAAGUAGGUUUCAUCCCCAGCCCAGUCAAUCUGGAGACUAUUCUCAUUCGGAGGGAGGUGCAAGCCAGGAAAGCGGCCAAAGCUCUAGCCAACAAAGCAGCAAGCUCUGCCAAAGAUGAUAUAAACUCAAAGAAAGCCAUUCCUCCACCAACAGUUCAGCAAGUGAAGAAGAAAUCAGGGGAACAACUGGCAGCAUAUGAUGUUGUGCCUUCCAUGCGUCCUGUUGUACUGAUGGGGCCUUCACUCAAAGGCUAUGAGGUUACAGACAUGAUGCAGAAGGCCCUUUUUGAUUUUUUAAAGCACAGAUUUGAAGGCAGAAUAACUAUCACUCGAGUGAUGGCUGACAUUGCUCUUGCAAAGCGUUCAAUUCUAAACAACCCCAGUAAACAUGCUAUAAUGGAUCGCUCCAACACACGUUCCAGCCUCGAUGCAGCUGCUCAGAUCCAAGGGGAGAUUGAGAGGAUCUUUGAGCUUGCACGUAGCUUGCAACUGGUGGUUCUGGAUGCAGACACUAUAAACCACCCACUCCAACUCAGCAAGACGUCCCUGGCUCCAAUUCUCGUCUAUGUCAAGAUCUCCUCUCCCAAGGUUCUCACGAGAUUGAUAAAGACCAGGGGAAAGUCCCAGACCAAGCAUCUCAAUGUUCAGAUGGUGGCCGCAGAUAAACUUGCCCAGUGUCCCAAUGAGAUCUUUGAUGUCAUCUUAGAUGAGAACCAGUUGUCAGAUGCCUGUGAGCACAUAGCUGAAUAUCUGGAGUCUUACUGGAGAGCCACUCACCCACCAGAGAUGGAGACAGCCAAGUCUGCACUGGAGCCCACGGAGAGCACAAUCCCCAGCAGCCUCACACCUGCCAAGAAUGAAUCAAAAAACAAAAGGAUGGUGACUGCUAAGAGGAAAGGAUCUGUGGAGAAUCUGAAUGAGGAGCAAAAAGAGGAUGACAAAGAAGAAGAGGAAAGAGAGGAAAAGGCAGCUGAACAGAUCCGGCUCCUGAAGAGUGAGCCGAAGAGACCACAGCAUAGCCACCACCACCACCGACACCACCACCGUCACCAUCACCGCCGCAGCAGCACAGACCAACCCGAACAGCACAACCAGCACCCUGACCACUCACAGAAUAUGGACAUAAUUAAUGUGGCAAGGAAAAACUCAGAGCCUCAGAGCCAUCUUCUGCUGCUAGACAAGGAAGGAUUAAACCAAACUGAGGUGCAUACGACCGAGAGUACAAUCCAUAAAGACCAAAACCAUCACCACCACCACCAUCACCACCACCACCAUCACCACAAAACCAUGGACCCUCACAGUGACUAUGGGCAAGACUACAAGCUGAAGCACAAUCAGCGCAACAGGCAGCAUAGUCAUCAGAGACACCUAUACCUCUCUAAUGAACAGACGCUUCCAUUGCACCAUUUGGAGUCAUCCGAACAUUACAGCCUUGAACACCAAUACCAGUACCGGGCCCGGGAGCGAGAGAGAGAAAAGAACAAGGAGAAAAGCAACAACAGACAUGAUGGUGCUGACAAUUGGAGCAGAGAUAUAUACAUUCAUCACUGACUUCUGUGGAUGUGCAGUGUGCUGAUGCUGUUAUGAAAAACAUUAUGUAGAUGUAAUGCCAGUACUUGUACUGUUUAAAGGUCUUACCAUAAGCAUUCACAAAGUAAAAGCACUGUAUAUGUUUAGAAUGGUUGUGUAAAGGCUGGUUAUU